Molecule: messenger RNA, 1555 nt
Organism: Hermetia illucens (black soldier fly)
Lineage: Eukaryota; Metazoa; Arthropoda; Insecta; Diptera; Stratiomyidae
Gene: ppk17
Product: acid-sensing ion channel 4-A
Exons: 9
Coding region: 74-1393 (439 amino acids)
Biological process (GO): sodium ion transmembrane transport
Cellular component (GO): membrane
Molecular function (GO): ligand-gated sodium channel activity
Source: RefSeq, a predicted model, not a curated record
UUAAGGUUGAUUUUCGGAUCGGUCGGCGCUUUUAGUUUUGAGUUCACUGAAAUUAGCUCCGAGUAAAUUUGAAAUGGCCGCGGGUACCGGAAAAUCAUAUUGCAAGGAUAAACUCGAGAAGUGUCGGAGCUGGAUACAGAAGGACCCAACGAAAUUGAUUCGAUAUAUUGUGCUAUUAAUUUGCUGUAUCGUUGUGACGGUGCAACUUUCAGAAUGCUUUUCAAAAUUACGAUUCCCGCCGAUAACAACACAUUCACAUUAUGAAUUAAACGACACAAUGCAACUACCAGCCGUUACAAUAUGUCGUGAACCUGGAUACAAGCCGGAUGUCCUUAAGAAAUAUGGACUUGCCACUCAUCCCAAGUUCUACCAAUCUUGGAAAAGAUUUCCUUUUAACACUACAGAUAUAAGUGACGUAUUUUCAGAAUCUACAUACAGCGCAGAAGAAAUUUUAGUCCAGCGUGGAUUAGAUGGCGAGCCAGAAGGGAUCAAUAUCACAAGUAAUUUACAUUUCACUUAUGGAAUGUGUCACACAUUCCGAGGUGUCCGGCCCACAAAAAGCUCCUUCAAAGACCACGGGUAUUCCAUCAUGGUGAAGCACGAUUUAACAAAGGAAGAAGGCGAUAUCCUGGACGUAGAUGUUGGAUGGCAUAUAUUCAUUCAUGAAUUAGCAGAAGAAUUUACAGAAAUUCGAACAAAAGCAUCCGGAAGAGUGGAAUACAUGUUUGUUGGCGUAGAAGAGGAUGUCGAAAUAAAGCUACAGACGCAGUUUUUCAAUAUGAUGACCGACGGCGAGAAGCAAUGCUUGAAUAUUCCGGGUUACAGUGCACCAAAAUGUGGCGAAUUGUGCCUGUGGAGAGAACUAACUAACCAUUAUCAGUGCACCGGUCCCUGGAUGCCCGAUAUUGAUAUGCCAACAUGUAGUACUUAUGAGACAAUGUCUAAACUAAUCACGGAUUAUAGCAAUAUGUUCGACAAUCAAGCGGAACCAUUGUGCAGCUGCCCGGAUCCGUGCCAGUCAACUAUAUAUUCGGCAUUUGUAAUGAACCGGAAAGAUUUAGUAGGACAACUGAAGCCUUACACGCAGAUCUGGCUAUACUAUACGUCCAGGCUUGUAACCAUUAUUGAAGAGCGUCCCGGGUACGAUCUCUCUCAGUUUGUGGCUGAUAUCGGAGGUUCAAUUGGAUUCUUACUUGGACUUUCAGUUUUAGGAUUCAUUGAAAUUCUAGAAAAGAUAGCCGCUAUACUUCUACUAAGCAUUGUGAAAAAACGCAAAGGGGAAUCAAUCAAAGGAGGUGAUACACGUCGAAGUAGUUACGCAGACGGGAGCAGUGACAUCACCAUGGAAAUAUCAACCAUUUCAAAUGGUGGAUCGAAUCCUAAAGGGAAGUAAGCUGGGGCGGCAUUGCUUGUUGCGAAUGGUAUGAUUUGAGUAUUUGGGGUUAAAGCUUUUAGUACCUGAAAGGUACUAGUGAGGUGAACGAUGGAAGUUAUAUUAUUCAUUGAGAAUGAUUGCUUGUUCCUUUAGGUGAAUGAACUGUCUUUUUACUUCUAA